Messenger RNA from Zygotorulaspora mrakii, 1683 nucleotides. It is a transcript of the gene AEP2, whose product is annotated as Aep2p. The transcript has a single exon. The record is from RefSeq and is a predicted model, not a curated record. Lineage: Eukaryota; Fungi; Ascomycota; Saccharomycetes; Saccharomycetales; Saccharomycetaceae. Bases 1 to 1683 code for a protein of 560 amino acids.
AUGUUGAGGAGCGUUUGCUUGGGUCCCAGCAUUUUGAAGGCAUACAAUAGCAGGGUUGCUGUCGACUAUUUGGCUACUGCCGUAGGAAAUAUUGACAUUUCAUCAGGCGCUAAAGAAUACGCAUUGGAUAGAAAUGUACCUGGUGCAGUAAUGAGUUACCAUGGUUCAGAAACGUUAAGUUUACAAGGAAGGUUGCAUACGCUAGAAAGGGCGAACCCAAUACCUUUCGCGAAGAUUGACUCGCAAUUGUGCGCCGGUACCGAUCAGCUGAGAAAGGUACAUAUAUUUCACCGACAUUUGAAGGGGGGUCAACAUGUAGCUUUUUUGAUGGAAAUUAUUAGGGGGAACUCUUUGAAAGAGGAGCAUGUUGGGGAAUUGUUGAAAAAUGGUGAGGUCACAAAGUCCGAAUUUGCAACUUUCGUCAACAAAAUUCUCUUAGAAAAAGACUUGAAAGCGCAAUUAUCGAAUGACAUUCCAGAUGCUGUGCAUACAGAAAUACUAAUGACUCUUUUCCAAGUAUAUUGCAAGACCAUAGUGGGUGAUACACAGGAAAGACUAACAUCACUGCAAACGCACGAUAUCAAUUUAUUUGUCAAGCGAUUUAUCGAUGAGGGACAAUUGGGUAAAGCACAGAUAUGCUUACAAUACAUAAUGGACAAACAGGGCCUAGAGUUUGUUUUGGAAAAGAGAGAUGUGGGCACGAUAAGACACUUUUUGCAAUUGAGAUGUGGCGCACUGCCAAAGUAUUGGAAGCGAAGACUGAAAGCUUCAAAUACUAGAAUAAGCAAGCGCAAACGUCUAGGUGAUAAUAGCGUAUCGUGUAAUCUUUCAAACUCCUAUAAACCUUUGGAUGAAAAGUCUUUGUUGAAGAUCAUGGAAUUUCUAUUAGGCGAGACCUCGUCUCAAGGGAAAUAUUCAAGCUCCCUAGAUGCCACAAUAGUGUAUUCUUUAGGUUACUUGGGUCAAAUGCAACUAAUUGAUAAAUUUUUAAAGAAAAAAUGGCUAGUACCGACAUCAGAAGCGGUUAGUGACGAAACUGCCAAGCCAGAAUUACUAAUAGCUGCAUUAUCCGCAUAUUGCAUUCAAAAUGGGAAUAUGGCUAAAGGAUUGGAAAUUUUAGAUCAGUUCGUUAACAAGUUCCCCAAUACUCAUCUAGAUAAUGUCUUCUGGAGACGCUUGAUUCAACUGAGCAUUUGCAUUGGAGAUCCUAAUGAGAAUAAGAAAGGUGAAAUCAGUUACGCGUGUUGGAACAUUAUGAAACAAUGGCAUCAAGGGAGAAAUAUAAGUAUUCCAUACGACCAGGGUAUUUUACUACAAAUGUAUGACUUAUUCAAGUCAACAAAAAACGGAAAAACUGCUCUCGAUGUUAUUUCAACUUGCUUCCAAUCGUUUUAUUUGAGUCCUGAGCAUUUGCUUGUGCCUAACGAGGUAGGAUUAUUAAAUAAAUAUCAAAAGCUUUGCAUAAGAACAAUGGCUCUUAAAGGUAACUAUCAUAAGCCUUUAAAAUUCAUCAAAGAAUGGAGUAUAAACGAAGGUAAUAGGAAAGAGUUAUAUGAUUACUUCAUUACUCACAGAAAGAAAUAUGACCUACGGCAGGACAGAAUCAGGUUGCACAAGAAGCUUUUACAAAAAAGAUAUGACGAUAUGGAGGAGGAGGACAUGCUACUGGGAGGAUUGUGGUAA